Pungitius pungitius (ninespine stickleback) is the source of this 2030-nucleotide messenger RNA. RefSeq names its product transmembrane protein 184C-like. The record is from RefSeq and is a predicted model, not a curated record. NCBI's taxonomy places the organism in Eukaryota, Metazoa, Chordata, Actinopteri, Perciformes, Gasterosteidae. Gene Ontology annotation, molecular function: transporter activity. The transcript has 11 exons. Gene Ontology annotation, cellular component: membrane. The coding region runs from base 180 to 1631 and encodes 483 amino acids. Gene Ontology annotation, biological process: transport.
AAUCAACGGAGAAUAGCGGGGGGGGGGGGGGAAGAGAUCGAUCCUGAUCGAUCGACCCGGGCUCGGUGGCACCGGGCGGAGGAGGAGAUGCGUUGCCUGGUAACGGAACCGGGACCGGGGCGUUGAAGCAGAAGGACCGUCGCUCCUCGUCUCCAGCGGAGGAGCCUGUAGGCGCCGUGAUGCCGUGCUCCUGCGCCCAGUGGAGGAGGUGGAUCCGCCCGCUGGUUCUGGUUCUGUACACUCUGCUGCUGCUCGCCCUGCUGCCGCUCUGCAUCUGGGAGCUGCAGAAGGACAAGGUGCGCCUCCACCGCUGUUCCCACCUCCGUCCUUAUCUACGGCUUCACCUUCAUCUGUACCUCCACCUUGACCACCAUCCUCACCUCCAUCCUUUCUUUUGUGCGAUUGCUUCAUCCGUGCAGGUGGGGACUCGCGGCAAAGCCUGGUUCAUCGCCGGCGUGUUCGUCUUCCUCACCAUCCCCAUCUCGCUGUGGGGCAUCCUGCAGCACAUGGUGCACUUCACCCAGCCGGAGCUGCAGAGGCCCAUCAUCAGAAUACUUUGGAUGGUGCCGAUCUACAGUUUGGACAGCUGGCUGGCCCUGCGGUACCCCGGCCUCGCCAUCUACGUGGACACGUGCCGGGAGUGCUACGAGGCCUACGUCAUCUACAACUUCCUGGUGUUCCUGCUGAGCUUCCUCAGCAACCAGUACCCGAGCCUGGUGCUGAUGCUGGAGGUGCAGCAGCAGCAGCCGCACCUGCCGCCGCUGUGCUGCUGCCCGCCGUGGCCAAUGGGAGAAGUGCUGCUGUUCCGGUGCAAGCUGGGAGUCCUCCAGUACACUGUGGCUCGGCCCGUCACCACGGUGAUAGCCCUGAUCUGUCAGCUGUGUGGCGUUUAUGACGAAGCCAACUUCAGCUUCAGAAACGCGUGGUCCUACCUGGUGAUCAUCAACAACAUCUCCCAGCUGUUUGCCAUGUACUGCCUGGUGCUGCUGUACCGAGCUCUCAGGGAGGAGCUGACUCCCAUCCGGCCGGUGGGGAAGUUCCUCUGCGUCAAACUGGUGGUGUUCGUCUCCUUCUGGCAGGCGGUCUUCAUCGCGUUCCUGGUGAAGGUUGGCGUGAUCUCCGACAAACACACGUGGGACUGGGACAGCGUGGAGGCCGUGGCCACCGGACUGCAGGACUUCAUCAUCUGCAUAGAGAUGUUCCUGGCUGCCAUCGCUCACCACUACACCUUCACCUACAAACCAUACGUCCAGGAGGCGGAGGAGGGGUCGUGUUUCGACAGCUUUCUGGCCAUGUGGGAUUUCUCUGACAUCAGAGCUGAUGUCACAGAGCAGGUCCGCCAUGCAGGUCGUACCCUGCUGGGUCGUCCCAACAAGAUGUACUUCGGCCCGGCUUCUCAACCAGAACACACCGAGCACACGGGCCUCCUCACGGCGUCCUCGUCCCAGGACCCCGUCGCCGCGGCGACCACAUCGAUGCCCUCCUCCCCUCCCGCGAGUGGGCGGUACCAAGGCCUCGGCCACACCUCUGCGCCGCACUCCAUCUCGGCCCCGGCGGGGUUCACCUCCUCGCCUUGGGACAACGACAGCGACGGCUCCCCUCCUCGGGCGGGAGACGCCAGCGGCACAUAGCCCGGGGGGGGGACGGAUUAAAGAUGGAUUCCAUCAAAGGAGAAGGCGUGUUUGUGAUGUCACAGUGUUUUUAAGCAGAAUUAGUUUGAAAUGUUUGAAAUCUGUAUUUGGGUGUCAGAUGAUUUCAUUUUGAUGAAUGUAUCUGUUGAAAAGAACAUUUAUGUAUUACAUAUUUAGAUUGUUGUUGUUGUUGUUUAAAGGGAGACAUAUCAUAAGGACAUGUGAUUCAACGAGCCAAUCGCAUGUAGCUCAUCCAUCAUUAUAAGACACACCCUCAGUAGCCAAUCGGAGAGGGGCUUUUUAAAAAUGGGGUUCUUAAAGGGGAAAAGCGUUUUUUUUAAACUUCAAAGCGAGUUAGUUGUAUAUUGUGUAGUGUGAAGCGGAUCCUGAGCACGAUGU